AAAACCAGUGGGAGGAAAUAGAUGCCACAUCAAUUGGUGUCAGUGGGAGGAACUAUAUGCUCACGUCGAUCGAAUGAUUGGGAGGCAUGGGAGAAUAUUGUCCCCCUUGGAUUCAUUGGAGUGUCAUGGGGGAGGAAUAGUGUCCAUCAUUGGUGUCAGUGGGAGGAAUAGUCCCCAUCAAUUGGUGUCAGAUGGGAGGAACAUAGUGUCCCUAUCAUUGGUGUCAGUGGGAGGAAUAGUGUCCUCCCAUCAUUGGGGCUUGAUUGUAUACACCUGUGUCCAUGGAGGGGAUUGGAACACCUGAAUCACAUGAUAUGGAGGGGAUUGGAACACCUGAAUCACAUGAUUGGGAGGGGAUUGGGACACCUGAAUCACAUGAUAUGGAGGGGAUUGGAACACACAGAAUCACAUGAUAUGGAGGGGAUUGGAACACCUGAAUCACAUGAUAUGGAGGGGA
This is a messenger RNA of Staurois parvus, 457 nucleotides long. The record is from the annotation of a GenBank genome assembly. Lineage: Eukaryota; Metazoa; Chordata; Amphibia; Anura; Ranidae.